Epinephelus moara (kelp grouper) is the source of this 3862-nucleotide messenger RNA. RefSeq names its product B-cell receptor CD22-like. The transcript has 13 exons. NCBI's taxonomy places the organism in Eukaryota, Metazoa, Chordata, Actinopteri, Perciformes, Serranidae. Bases 6 to 2696 code for a protein of 896 amino acids. The record is from RefSeq and is a predicted model, not a curated record.
CAGCCAUGAGUUUAGCAGCAGCAGCAAAUGGAUUUAUUGUCUUCCUUCUCUCUGUACAAGUGAUACAGGGUCAGGAUGACUGGAGAGUGACUUACACCUCUACUAAGAUCUGUGCUGUAAAAGGAUCAACAGUGGAAAUACACUGCAGCUACAGAUACCCAUCCAGAAUAUAUGGCCGUCAAAUUACAGUUGAGAAAACAUUCUGGUUUACCAACAUGUAUCCAUAUGAUCCUGUAGAUCUGACAACAGACCCACAGUAUUCAGGUCGUGUGCAGUAUGACUGUGAUAAGAUUAGGAACUACUGCACUCUGAGAAUCACAGACCUGAGAGAGAGCGACUCAGCUAAGUACAAGUUCAGGUUCACAACAAACCAACUCACUGGUUAUACUGGUGAACCUGGAGUCACUUUGUCUGUCACAGGUCUCCAGGUGAGCAGAUAUAAUAGUUAUAGCCUUAAGUGUCAAAGCAGUUGUGUACUUGUUCGCCCUUCCUUCAUCUGGUACAAAAACGGACAGAAAAUUAAGGCAGCAGCAUCUUCUUCUUAUAAUUUAGGCAACUAUAAUUACAAAGACAGUUAUUCUUGUGCUGUAAAAGGAUAUGAGGAUUCCCCCUCUCCUCCAACAUGUGCCGAUGGUCAAACCUGCAACAGAGUGAUGUACACUGUCAGAAACAUCUGUGCCUUCAAAGGCUCAUCAGUGGACAUUUCUUGCACUUACAGCAGUUACACGUAUUAUGUUGACUCCAAAUUCUGGUUCAGUCCUGAACGUAAAGAUCAGUGGCAGAAUCCCUCACAGCCUGAGGACCUUAGUAAAGACUCCCAGUUUGCAGGUCGUGUUCAGGUCAUUGACACAGAGGGAGGACGCUCCACCCUGAGAAUCACUGACCUGAGAGAGAGCGACUCAGCUGAGUAUCACUUCAAAUUCACAACACCAAGCUUUGAAUGGAGGAGUAGUUUACCUGGUACAACUCUGACUGUCACAGCUCUCCAGGUGCAGGUGACCAGAAUAACAGUUGGGCAGUCUGUUACUGAGGCAGAGCUGAAGUGUCACAGCAGCUGCAGUCCAGCUGGUCGUCUUUCCUACAUCUGGUUCAGUAAUAAAGAGGAAAUUACUGGGGUGGAGACGUCUUCUUAUAAAGCCCAGUUUGGUCUUAGUGACAACGUCUCCUGUGCUAUAAGAGGACACGAGGACUUCCCCUCUCCUUCAGUGUAUGCUCCAAAGCUUCCCUCUGUGUCAGUGAGUCCCUCUGCUGAGAUAGUGGAGGGCAGUUCAGUGAAUCUGACCUGUAGCAGUGAUGCUAACCCAGCAGCUAACUACACCUGGUACAAAAAGACCGUAAACCCCAGACCUCUCAGUGAAGAACCACAGCUCGUCUUCAGCUCCAUCCAGUCCUCUGACUCUGGACAGUAUUACUGCACAGCAGAGAACGAGCUGGGGAGGAGGACGUCUAAUGACUUCACCAUGGAUGUGAAAUAUGCUCCAAAGCUUCCCUCUGUGUCAGUGAGUCCCUCUGCUGAGAUAGUGGAGGGCAGUUCAGUGACUCUGACCUGUAGCAGUGAUGCUAACCCAGCAGCUAACUAUACCUGGUACAAGAAGACAGUAAACCCCAGACCUCUCAGUGAAGGACCACAGCUCGUCUUCAGCUCCAUCCAGUCCUCUGACUCUGGACAAUAUUACUGCACAGCCGAGAACAUGCUGGGGAAGAGGACGUCUAAUGACUUCACCAUGGAUGUGAAAUAUGCUCCAAAGCUUCCCUCUGUGUCAGUGAGUCCCUCUGCUGAGAUAGUGGAGGGCAGUUCAGUGACUCUGACCUGUAGCAGUGAUGCUAACCCAGCAGCUAACUAUACCUGGUACAAGGAGAACCAAACACUGCAUCAUGGACCAGAAAACAUAUAUGUUUUCCCCAGUAUCAGCUCAAAGGACAGCGGGAUCUACUACUGCAAGUCUGAGAAUAAGUAUGGCAAGAACAACUCCACAGCUGUUCACAUAGAUGUCCAGUAUGCUCCAAAGCUUCCCUCUGUGUCAGUGAGUCCCUCUGCUGAGAUAGUGGAGGGCAGUUCAGUGAAUCUGACCUGUAGCAGUGAUGCUAACCCAGCAGCUAACUAUACCUGGUACAAGGAGGAUGAAGACUCACCAAAAGCAUCAGGACAGAUCUUCACCAUCACUGACUUCACAGCUGAACACAGUGGGAAUUAUUACUGUGAAGCCCAGAACACAAGAGGACGUCAAAUAUCCACCUUACAUCUGACUGUUGUGGCAGGUGCCUGGAAAUUAGCAGCUGCAGGAACCAUCUCUUGUGUUCUCCUGGCUAUCUUAGCAGUCCUCGCUGUCUUCCUUUGGAUAAGAAGAAAAAAGGCCCUCACACAACAGUAUCAUGGCGGAGAGAGACCUGACAAUGGACCACAGCUAAACAUGGGUCCAGUGUAUGACGCCCCAUCAGCUGCAGCACAAAGACAACCAGCAGAGCAGCAGGAUGAGCUUCAUUACUCCAGCAUCAGCUUCCCUCAGAACCAGGAAGAAGCUCUCUACUCUAACAUCAGGCCAGCUCAGCCCCACAGGCAAAGAGAAGAAGAGGACGAGGACAGUGGUGUUGAAUACACUGCUAUCAAAACUGAGAGUGCCAAUGGUGCCCCGGGAACAAGACGUCAAGAAGAUGGGGAGGAUUUAUUUGCACUCUACAGCACGGUCAAGAAAUGAACUCAACAUGAACGUGUGGUCUGUUAUUUAUUCAUGAAGUUUUAUGUGCACCUUGAUUAUUUAGCAGGUGGCCACAACGAGGUUAGAAAUACUGUGCACUGCUCAGGACAGCAACCACUGCACCACCAUGCUGCUAUAAUUGCAAUUGACCCAAAUCAAAAAACUAUUACCUCUUUUCCGAGUGUAGGAGCCAUGUGUGUGUGUGUCAUGUUGGUAAGUCUGGUAGCCUUGGACCACGAACCCCGUUUUUCAUUUGGGGGUUCCCGGUCUAGACUGAUUCACGUCUCCAUAAACGUUCAAAUCAAACAUGUAAUGUACUCACCUCAUAGGCACAGAUGUUAGGAAGGUGUACGGGGGGUUGCCGUGUGUUUUCCGUUAUUGUUCAAUAAACAUGCAUUUUAUCUCGGAUGUCUGAAAUUUUCUUCACCCCUUCUUCGUCCUGCAAUGAAUGAGUGCACCGAUUUUCUACUGCGCCACAGCGCCACAAUAGCGGUUGGGAGGUGUAUUGCACAUUGGUAGUAAGAGGCUCUAGCCUUGGACCAAGGGUGCGUCCCAAGUCUCUUAUUUUAUACUGCUAACUCCUAACUCCUUACUUGAACCAGAAGUCGUUCAAGGUCCGCCAUCUUUAAGGCCGUCUCAUGUCUCUUAUUCCUGCCAGUAAGGAGUUAGCGUUAGGAGUUAGGAGGGAUCUGUUAGGUGCGAUGAGUAAGGUAACACGAGAGGUUCCGAACAGGAAGUCUUUUUCAGCUUGAGGCCAUGACGUAUAAAUACCCGCCCCCUACAUCUGGCUCAUUUGAACGAGAUGGUGGAGAAACAGCGCAAGUGUAGCCGUUACAUGCAUUCUUUGCAAUGAAACGCUGUAAUUCACAUGCCUACGUGACUACAAAGAGUAACGUUAAUGAUAGUUUGUGCAAGACUGUCAUGUUGUUAUUAAGUUUAUUUCAUUCACAACCUGUUGCAUUCUUCAGCGGACUGUCUGUGAUGUGUGGCUGUUAAAUGUGCAGCUGCUCAUGUCCAGAUCCACAUGUGUUGAUAUAACACCACGCACACACGAACACACACACACACAAACACAUUUGCCCAUCAUUAAUUGUCCUGCAUGUCAUGUGAGUGGAAUAAUGUUUAAUAGCUUGUAGGUAAUAUUAAUUAUUAAUAUUAAUAUUAAU